Molecule: messenger RNA, 2247 nt
Organism: Pteropus alecto (black flying fox)
Lineage: Eukaryota; Metazoa; Chordata; Mammalia; Chiroptera; Pteropodidae
Gene: ICMT
Product: isoprenylcysteine carboxyl methyltransferase
Exons: 5
Coding region: 1-669 (222 amino acids)
Biological process (GO): C-terminal protein methylation
Cellular component (GO): membrane; endoplasmic reticulum
Molecular function (GO): protein C-terminal S-isoprenylcysteine carboxyl O-methyltransferase activity
Source: RefSeq, a predicted model, not a curated record
AUGUGGCUGAUAGCCAUCCGAGCUUGCUUCCUUGGCUUCGUGUUCGGCUGCGGGGUGCUGCUAAGUUUUAGCCAGUCGUCUUGGAAUCACUUUGGCUGGUAUAUGUGCUCCCUGUCGCUGUUCCACUAUUCUGAAUACUUAGUCACAGCAGUCAAUAAUCCCAAGAGUCUGUCCUUGGAUUCCUUUCUCCUGAAUCACAGUCUGGAGUACACAGUAGCUGCUCUUUCUUCUUGGAUAGAGUUCACACUUGAAAACAUCUUCUGGCCAGAGCUGAAGCAGAUCACCUGGCUCAGUGCCACAGGCCUGCUGAUGGUGGUCUUUGGAGAAUGUCUGAGGAAAGCAGCAAUGUUCACAGCUGGUUCCAAUUUCAACCACGUGGUGCAGAAUGAAAAAUCAGAAAGCCAUACUCUAGUGACAAGUGGAGUGUACGCCUGGUUCCGGCAUCCUUCUUACGUUGGGUGGUUUUACUGGAGUAUCGGAACCCAGGUGAUGCUGUGCAACCCCAUCUGUGGCGUCGGCUACGCUCUGACAGUGUGGCGAUUCUUCCGCGAUCGAACAGAAGAGGAGGAGAUCUCGCUGAUUCACUUCUUUGGCGAGGAGUACCUGGAGUAUAAGAAGCGGGUGCCCACGGGCCUGCCUUUUAUAAACGGGGUCAAGGUGGGGCUAUGACACCCCAGGGGUCGGGCGCCUCCCGCCGCACGCAGCCCAGGACAGAACGACCUCUGGUCGGCCACUCUGCGGAACAGAUUUUCUUAACCAUUUUCAAUUCCUCAAUUACUCUUCUGGAAUAUCGCUCAGGACCAGAUGGUCAGAAGGGCUGAGGACCAACGGCCCCCCCGACUUCCCAGAGCAGUCUGUCUUGGGGCUGAAUCAAGACGGGGUGUGGGUUCAAGAUGGACAAGGAACAAAUAACAGCAAUAUUCAGCAGUGCCCUCCAGACGUGCCCCGGUGCGAACCCAGGCCACGUACUGUCCCUUCAAGGCCACAGCGUAUUUAGGCUAUAACCAGGACCCCUUGGGAGAGGUGGACUCAUUACUCUGAGUAAGGCUUCUUCAGUAGGAGGCGGGUGUGGGCAUCAGUGCUUUUAGUGUUAGAAAUACAUUCAGAAUCUUUAACUGAGAAACAAAAGCAGCAGAGCUUUAACCCCCUCGUUCCUGUCUGUCAGUGCAUGAGCAUCUCUACAGUUUUAAAGACACUCCCUUAUAAGGCACUUUGGCUCUUCAUAUAUUUAACCGUAUUUACAUAUCUAUUUUUUAUAAGUAGCAGUAUAAAUUCAAAGGGGACUCCAACCUUUAUUUGGCAGAAAGGAAGCACCGACACGCAGACAGUUGGGCCAAGCAGCUUUGUGUGACCACGGUACCCCAGGCCCGGGAGACCAUGGGCCCCUGUGGAUUUUCUGGGGUCCUGGCUCCUGCUUGUCUUCCAAGAAGGGGCUGUUAUCAGUGACAGGCAUGUCAAAGUGUGUCAUUUGUCCUUUAUCCUAAGAAAUGCUCACGGAUCACCCCUGUGCAAGGCGUUAAAUGCUGACAAAUACUGCUCUCCAUUUUCUUGGGAUUUUAUUCAUAUUUUAUCAUAGCCUAUAGUUUUGUGUUUUGAUUUAAAUCUAUUAACUAUCGAUUUCUAUGUUUUGUUCUCAAAACUUCAUCGUCCCUAAUGCUAUUUCAAACUGUCUUCCAAAGGGGAGCACACACUACAAAAUUCAAGCAGGUUGAAAGUCUGAACUAGACUCGUGAAAGUCUGAACUAGAGCAACUUAUCCCAACUGAGAUUCAGUCAUAUUUUUGUUUUUCAAGUUUGGGGAGAAUAGUUGGCUUUAUGAGUCAAACAUACACACUCCGAAGACCCUCGCUUAUCCUGGACUGGAUGGGAACUUGGUCUCAGUGUGAGACCCUUCCGUGCAGUUCUGCAGUGGCACCGAGGACGUGUGAACGCGAUGGCGGUGGUGGCCCCUGGCCGGGCACAGCUCUGCCACGCCACGCAGCUUUUGAGCAGCCACUUUCCCUUUCUGUGCCUAGACCCCCCAUCUGUAGGAUGGGGUCGAUACCACCUACCUCACAAGGGUGUCGUGAAGACUUAGAACGACGACGUCAAACGUUUUCGAUGCUUAGAUGAGAGAGAUGACGUGAGUGGAAUGCAUACCGCAUACGAGUUACACGAACAUGGACGUUUGGUUACCUGUACCAGAUACUGGAAAUGCGUGUUCAAAAGAGCAUUUUACCGACUCAAAAUAGUACUGAUUUCUAGAUUU